This is a messenger RNA of Helianthus annuus (common sunflower), 813 nucleotides long. RefSeq lists its product as uncharacterized. The transcript is spliced from 2 exons. Bases 1 to 813 code for a protein of 270 amino acids. NCBI's taxonomy places the organism in Eukaryota, Viridiplantae, Streptophyta, Magnoliopsida, Asterales, Asteraceae. The record is from RefSeq and is a predicted model, not a curated record.
AUGGAUCCUUACAACUCAAAUAAUCUCAACUCAAGUUCACUCCUGUUCUCGUCACCCGGCUACACACCCGUCAUGGAAAACUCUUUUUCGGGUUACCAACAAAUGCCCAACGUUUUCAACCAACGAAACCAAUACCAUAUGCAACAACCCAACAUUCCCUUCAACCAAAUGCAAAUGCAACCAAACCCACAAACAUUCAACAUGCCAUAUCAACAAAUGCAAAUGCAGCAACUAAUGCAAAACCCGAUUAACAUGUCAUAUCAACCACCGCCACAAGCACGUCCAACACAAAUCGAGGAAGAAGAUGAUGACGUAGAGGUUGUGCCAGAAACGCAACCUCAAACUUCAAAAAGGAAAAAUACAAAGGAAAAGGGUAACAACCAAUCAAACGAUGGGUUUUGGCAAGAAAUCCUUGAUAUAUUCCACACGUUUAUGGAACAAGGCGAGUACAGAAACAUUGAUUCUAUCGGCUCCAAGUGGCGCAAGAUGAAUACGGUGAUCCAACGCUUUUGUGGGUUUUAUAACCAAACGCUCUCCAACAAACCGAGUGGGUGGAACCACGAAAAUGUUUUCCAUGAGGUGAUGCGUUUAUACGAAAAUGAACAUAAGAGUUCUUUCCCACAUGUCCGUGCGUGGCAAGUUGUAAAGGAUUCUCCAAAGUGGGCAGUGGUUCUUGAUGAGGUUGCAAGCGCGAAACGAGCAACCAAACGGCCUAAAACUUCCGAGUCAGGAAGUUAUAGCGUUGGAGCCUCAACCGGUCGUUGCCAAAUAAAUAUCAACGAAGAGCCCGAGUUUGACGAGGAGCCGAUUUAG